GUUUAUAUGGGGCACGUUUACAUAUGUACACUCGUAGCUAUCAUUGAAAUGCUUCUGUUUCGAGAGCUUGUUCGUGUUCGGUACUCUGCUUUCUUCGCAACGAUCGAGGACACAAUUCCCCUCUUCCGGACAACACAGUGGAUGUGGUUUGUUGUCGCGUGCUUUUACACGUACGGUGACUUUUUCCUCGAUGCCAUCCAAAACAAUCAAGAAUUGCACUACCUCUUGCCGUACAUGCAAUACAUGUCGAGUGUUUCCUUUUUGCUUUACUCCGGUACUUUUGUACUCACGAUUACCACACUACAGCGCGAACAUAUCAAAUUCCAAAUUAAUCAACUUUGCUGGACAAUUCUCGUUCUAUGCUUGACCUUUGGACAGCUCAAGUACAUCAUGCACAACAUUUUCAAUGGUCUCUUUUGGUAUGUCUUUCCUUGUUGUCUCGUCUUUACUAACGAUAUCAUGGCCUACGUUUCGGGAAUGACGUGGGGACGCAAGUUUAUCAAUCGACCAUUUAUCCGCUUUUCACCGGGAAAAACAUGGGAAGGUUUUAUUGGAGGUUGGAUCUUCACAAUGGUUAUUGCAUGGUAUCUUUCGGGGUUUCUUGCCAAAUUCACCUGGAUGACCUGCCCUACGAAUGAAUUCCGACUUGCUCCUGUUUCCUUGGAGUGUGAGCUUGACCCCGUCUUCCAAAUAGCACAGUCCUUCAUCCCUGCGCAAAUUUUCGAUAUACUUCCUCGUUACUUUCUUGUGUUCAAAAAUUAUUUUCCUGUUCAAGUACACGCACUUUGGUUAGCGAUGUUUGCUUCGCUAGUAGCUCCCUUCGGUGGCUUUUUGGCUUCGGCAAUCAAACGGGCAUACGGAGUCAAAGACUUCGACUCGAUAAUUCCUGGACACGGUGGUGUCAUGGACCGUAUGGACUGCCAAUUUCUUAUGGCACUCUGCACAUGGGUUCACUACAAUACAUUUGUUAAGCUGGCUACGGUCAGCGUUCCUCGAUUGACUUACAUGUACUCGCUGCUGUCCGAGCAAGAGAAGAAAGAAUUUUUACAGUCGAUUUCUGUUCAAGGGCGAAACAAAAUCAAGAGCUUGGUGGAUUUUGGCUUUUAA
Phaeodactylum tricornutum CCAP 1055/1 is the source of this 1107-nucleotide messenger RNA. RefSeq lists its product with no specific name. Gene Ontology annotation, molecular function: phosphatidate cytidylyltransferase activity. Gene Ontology annotation, cellular component: endoplasmic reticulum membrane. The record is from RefSeq and is a predicted model, not a curated record. Lineage: Eukaryota; Bacillariophyta; Bacillariophyceae; Surirellales; Neidiaceae. The annotation marks the transcript as partial. The transcript is spliced from 2 exons.